Molecule: messenger RNA, 1621 nt
Organism: Trematomus bernacchii (emerald rockcod)
Lineage: Eukaryota; Metazoa; Chordata; Actinopteri; Perciformes; Nototheniidae
Exons: 12
Coding region: 48-1307 (419 amino acids)
Source: RefSeq, a predicted model, not a curated record
UCUUCAAUCCACUUUUUGGAUACUCCGAAACUUACCCCCCAGUCACAAUGGCAGUUUGUGCACCAGUCUAUAAAGAAGCUGGGGUGGAGUACAGUCCAGAGAGCAAGCCAGCAGGUCUGCAGUUCCCACAGAAAAAAGGGAAAACAGGUCCAGAUUACCUGAAAGAGGUUUUAGAUUGUGUGUCCAAAAAGAAUAGACACAAGAUAUUUGAAUUUAAAAAUACAGCUUGCACCAGAUGGAAGAUAGGACCCCUGGAAGACACCAUUUACAGUGAGAAGCCUGACGUAGUGAAUGGGUGGGGGAAAUUCUAUCUUCCUGAGAAAGUAAGCAUGCAGGUUGUAGGUGUAGUGGAGGGGACCUCCUGCCCAUCGGACCAGCUCGUUCUAAUGACCUGUGAGGACGGAGAGGUGUAUGCCUACGAUGGAGUGGAGCUACAUUGGGUGGCUUCAAACCUGCUGAAGCUACGUCAGAAGGGAAUAAUCUAUCCAGGAUCCAAGACAUACUACGAAGGGGAGGCCUUCAAAGACAUGACCAAGGAGGACUGCGAAGAAGUGCGGAACAGACCUACGGGGAAGAGGCUGGAACAAGAACAUCUUAAACUGGUGACAGAAAACAAGGACAGAUUUAUGGAAUAUCUCAAAGCCACAGCUGCAAUAAAAGCGACAAUGGAGUUUGAUCCAGUUGCGAAUAAAGAAGCUGGGGGGGAGUGCAGUCCGGAGAGCAAGUCAUUACAUCUGCUGUUUGGGAAAAAAGGGAGAAAAGGUCCAUAUUUCCUGAAAGAGGUUUUAGAUUGUGUGUCCAAAGAGAGACACGAGAUAUUUGAAUUAAAAAAACCAGCUGGCGCCAAAUUGAAGAUAGGACCCCUGGAAGACACCAUUUACAGAGGGAAGCCUGACGUAGUGGAUGAGUGGGGAGAAUUCUAUCUUCCUGAGAUAGUAAGCAUGCAGGUUGUAGGUGUAGUGGAGGGGACCUCCUGCCCAUGGGACCAGCUCGUUCUAAUGAUCUGUGAGGACGGAAAGCUGUUUGCCUACGAUGGAGAGGAGCUACAUUUGGUGGCUUCAAACAUGAAGCAGGUAGAUGAAAAGGGAAUACGCUAUCCAGGAUCCAAGAGAUACUACAAAGGGCAGGCCUUCAAAGACAAGACCGAGGAAGACUGGGAAGAAGUGUGGAAGAGCCCUACGGGGAAGAGGCUGGAUCAAGAACAUCUUGAACUGGUGACAGAAAACAAGGCCACAUUUAUGGAAUGUCUCAAAGCCACAGCUGCAAUAAAGGCCCGUCCCUCCCAGAAGCUCGUGACAAGCCCCUAGGUCCUUGCUUACUUGUUUAUUUAUUUAAAGGACAGUGCACAUUAAUCUACAUUGCUGUAAAUGAGCCAGUAUUAACCAGCAGGCGAAUUUUCAACUGUUGUCCUUGGCAAGAUGUUAAAUAACCACAACAAGACUAGAGAAAUAAAAACAUAAUUAAAUAGAAUACAACAGACAACAGCAGUACAACAAUAAAUAGCAGUACAACUGUUACGUUCCCUACUGGGCUAGGGGAACCAGAGGGAAGUAACAACAUAUGAAAUAACCGGGAGAGAGAAAAAAGGAGAGGAAACUGAGCUAUAAAGCCACAAAGUGAG